AGUGCUAAAAUGCACUAUAAAUACACAAAGAAAUUUGGCGAGAUCAAGAUCUCAAUUUCUGUUAUAAUUUAAUAAAUAAAGUUUAGUCAAAAUAUAUAAUGUUAGUUAAGCCUAAAAGUCAUCAACAUCUAUUUGUUUAUAAAAGGGCAAUUCAUACAAUUGAAGAGAAUGAGAAGGAGGUAAUUAGAUAAUGAGAGCAUUAUAAGUUUAAAAUUCAGGUUCUUUGUUAAAGUUUAAUUCAUAAACUAGAAAAAUUGA
Molecule: messenger RNA, 258 nt
Organism: Paramecium octaurelia
Lineage: Eukaryota; Ciliophora; Oligohymenophorea; Peniculida; Parameciidae
Source: the annotation of a GenBank genome assembly